Messenger RNA from Ordospora pajunii, 3165 nucleotides. RefSeq lists its product as uncharacterized. Bases 1 to 3165 code for a protein of 1054 amino acids. The transcript has a single exon. The record is from RefSeq and is a predicted model, not a curated record. NCBI's taxonomy places the organism in Eukaryota, Fungi, Microsporidia, Ordosporidae.
AUGGCAUUCAAAUGGAACGACAGGGUGUUGGCUUGGAAGGGAAGGCAGAUGAGGUUCAAUGGUACAAUUAUUGCAGUGGGGAAAGUGAAGAAGUGGGUUGUUGUGUGCACGCCAAGCAGAAUAUGCUUUUAUGGUGACGAGGACAUGGCUCUAUCGAGGAGUGUAAGGAAAGCAGUGGUGAAGCCUGAGGGUGUUUACUACCAGGAGCAUGGAAGUGGGCGAAUAAUGUUGCUCAUGCAUCCUUUAGAACCGGAAAAGCAUGUAUUUUUCCAGCAUGGAUAUGCUUUGAAGGAGGUUGUUUCUGGAGUGCUAGUUCUUGAGGGUGAUGGAAGAUACCUAUUGAAAUACACUCGGAAUACUGUUUUAAAUGGCGAUUGUGCAGAUAAAGGCGAUGUAGAAGCAUGCGAAGAUGAUCAAAGUGCAGUAUGUGAUGAAUUCGAUGAUGAUCAAAGCAUGGAUAUGAUGGUGAUAGGCAUUUGUGAAGAUGCGAUGAAUAGUAGCAUUGAUCGCUACGAAGAGCAUUCAAAUCGCAAAGGGCUCCUGGUCCGCAUUGUUGAGUACACUGGACUUUUGGUUGGGAUAUGCAUGAACUAUGCAGUGUUUAUAAAGCUAGGAAGGUAUUGCGGAGGAGUUAAGAGAAGCAAGCAGAAGAGUGAGGCAAGCAUCAGGUUUGACAGAGAUGUGAGCUGUGUGGUGAAGUAUAGGAAGCAUGUGCAUGGCUUUGGCGAGAUUGUGUUUCUUAGAAUCAAUGAGAUGCUGUUUCUUGGGAAUGAGGUAGUUUGCCGAGCAAUUGACGAUGAGAUGUGGCCGAUACCGAAGGAGGAUGCGGAAUGGAAUCAAGAAUACCAUGCCCCGUUCUGGAGCGGAAUAAGUGAUUUGGAAAUGUGCACUGUGAUGUGUUUUCCACCGCAUGUGCAGCGAGAGUUCUUUGGGGUAUUCUUUGCGAGUGGCAAAAAAGUGUUUGAGCAGCUUGUGCCGAGUGAAGAGGUAUUGGAUCGAGUAGACAAGGUGCUGUGGAGAUGGAUGAUUAGAUGCAAGAGUGUGUGGGAGUUUAUGAAUGCAGGAGUGCCAUGCUUUGAAAAGUCUUUGGCUCUGCAGAAGUGCAAGGAACUGAUUGAGUAUUCUCAAGGAUGCCUGGGGAUAGCCAAAAAGGAUGUGAUGGAGAUAUCAUACAGGAGGAUAAUAAGAUGCGACACUAGCCUAGUUGAGUCUGUGAGCUACUCAAAGGUGAUGAAUCUUGCAUAUAAGAUUGUAUUUCUGGAGAAGAAGAAUGAGGAAAGGCGAAGAAGCAUGUGCAUGAAGAAUGCAAAGAGACUGAUGAGUGGGAUGCGUAAAUUCUUUGGGGAUCCAAGGAUGGACGAGGUGUUUCUGCUGUUUAAUGAAGAGCCAAAGGUUUUUGAGAUUGGCAACGAUGGGAUUGAUGGAUGUGGAGAGAGGGGAUAUGCGAUUAGGAUGGCAUCAAGUGCUGGAAGGGCGUAUAUGUUCUAUGGAAGUGGGAUGACAGAUCGUAGAAAUGCAAGCAAGCAGCUGUGUUUCCCAAUAUAUAGAAACGAAGAGCUGGGAACGAUUGACAUCAAGGAUGCAGGAUGGAUGGACUGGCCGCAAUUUAGUUAUUCGGUGUAUAGAGUUUGUGGGUAUGCCAUGCUUGAAGCAGAGACCGGCGAUUUUUUUGAGUCAAGAAUGAACCGAUUUGUGAAUUCAGUAGGGGAAGAAUCUGCAUGUGCAGCAAGCGAGUUUUUGUUUGCAGGGGAGGUUUUUGGAUAUGGUGUGUGUGGAAGAUUGAAGGGAAUGCCUGUGCAAAAAGUUGUAGAGUUUGUUAUGUCUAGAUAUGCCAUUCUAUCGAUGGCGAUUCUUGCAGGUGUUGGAGUCAGCAACAUGGGUAAAAGAGAUGAUGCAUAUGGAAGGAUGUACUUGCAUUAUCUAAGAGCACCACAGCCGCUGUGCAUACACGCAGGAUGUGUUGUAGGCCUUGGGAUGAUGUAUGCAGCGAGUGGAAAUGUGCUUGUCAGAGACACACUGGUAGCUGAGGCAAAUAGGUAUGGAGUUUUUGACCAUGAGCAGUACAACAAGGGCAACAAGGUUUGGUAUGAUUAUGGAUACCGAGUAUUGGCAUCAUUGAGUAUUGCAAUGGUGAGUCUAAAUGCAGGGAUGGAGGCAUUUAGGUUUGUAAAGCUUGAAGAUAAGCUAUGCGAGCUGCUUGCAAAUGGAAUAGUUCUAUUUGGAAGCAGGCAGCGGCGAUUCGCAAAGAGACUAGAGCGAUCGGAUAUGUGCAGGCCUGAAGAGGUGUUUUAUUCCGAGGUGUUUUCGCUUGGGCUGAUGAUGGAGGAUGAGAUAGGCAAUGUUGUUGAGGAUGUUGAGAAACGCCUUGCAGACAAGAAGUGUGUUCAUAAUGUUCAUCAGCUGUACAGGAUAGCAGGAAGGGUGUUCUAUGUGGCUGUGUACAUGCUGUAUAGAAAUGAAUGCGAAUGCAAUGGAAAAGUGUUUGAGAGAUUGAAGGCGGUGUGCUUAAGAACCGAAGAGGAGAUGAAAAGGAAUAUGGAGCUAAAGGUGGUGUUUGACUUCUGUGUUGUGUCGCUGUCCUUGAUGGCGAACUCAUCGUGCAAUCUUGAGAUGGUCAGGAUUCUCCGCAGGCGGAUCAAGAUGAUGGAGAAGGAGGAAGGGAUGUGUGAGAGAAGCGACUUUUUCUUCAGCUCGAGCGGGUGGAAGCAAGAGAAACAGUUUUCGAUCAGGUAUGGCGAUGUAGAACUGUACAAGCUGUGCCUGGGAAUAGUUACCUGUGGGCUGGGGUCUUACAAGAUAUGUGGCACAUCCCAUGCUGUGCUUGAUGCCGUUUCGACAUUUUUCAUUAACUUUCCAAUAGCAACAGCUGAUCAGGAGUAUUUCUGGAUGGUAAGGUAUUUCCUGCUGCUAUCGAUGAAAGAAAACCUAUGUGGAUUCAAAUACACAACGAGAUAUGCGAAGCUGUGCAGCAAGAGUGGCAAAAACAGGGAGAUGGCUGACAUGUCAACAAUCAACGGGAUGUUUGCUAAACAGUAUGCAGAGGCAUCAGAUGCGGACAAAAAGUUUAUAAUUGAUGUGCUGACUGACUUCUACGAGGUGCACGGCGCGGACGGUAGACUGCUGUCCGUGGAAAUGCUAAAGAAUAUGGCAUGCAGGAUGUCCUGA